Molecule: messenger RNA, 4497 nt
Organism: Lethenteron reissneri (Far Eastern brook lamprey)
Lineage: Eukaryota; Metazoa; Chordata; Hyperoartia; Petromyzontiformes; Petromyzontidae
Gene: CHRND
Product: cholinergic receptor nicotinic delta subunit
Biological process (GO): monoatomic ion transmembrane transport
Cellular component (GO): postsynaptic membrane
Molecular function (GO): acetylcholine-gated monoatomic cation-selective channel activity; transmembrane signaling receptor activity
Source: RefSeq, a predicted model, not a curated record
UCCUCACCCACCCCUCACUCCCAAACACUCACCUCUUACCAACCCCUCCCAACCCUCACAACUCACCCCGAACUCCCAACAUUCACUUCUCAACGACCCCCAACUUCUAACGCUAACCCGUAAACCACCCAUCACUCCUGACCCCAAACCCAACCCGCUCACCCAUCCGGCUCACUCACCCUUCACUCACCCGCCUCACGCAUUUCACGCUCAUCCCUUCACUCACCCCCCCCCCACCCCAACUCACCUCCCUUGUUAAUCUCUCAAUCACCGCACUCACUCAUUCCUCAUUCACCCCCAUAUCUCACCUCCCCCCCCCAUACUCAUCCGUCACUCACAUCCCUUACUCACUCCUCAUUCUUCACUCACCCGCACCCCCCUCGCAGCUGCUACGCUCUUGAGAGACGCGGGGAGCAACUGCAUGGUGGUGGUGGUGGCGGUGUCACAGAGACACGGAUACAGAGACACUGAGACCAGCAGACAGACGCACACAGAUAUCGAGACAGGCGCACUCACACAGAGUGAGUGGCACGGUGUUACAACUCGUGGGACAAAACUAGAGCGACACUGACACGCAGAGUGCCAACUUCUGAGGACGCAGUCCCGGCGACUGGGAGACUACAGCCGCUCGGAGCCAGCGAGACGACCAACGAGGCAGAGACCGAGAGGCCCAGACACAAUCCAAAGAGAUAAGCGACAGAGAGAGAGAGAGACACCUUCCGUGGAGGAGAGGUGUGACACGGACACAUCGAUAGAGACGCACUUCGUCACACAGACAAUUGGACGCCCAGUGUCGCAGCUACAGAGACAAUAGACACUUGAGACACGGUGGGGGGGAGGACACGGAGACAAACAGAGACAUAAUCGUGAUGUUCUAUUGUCAGACGCUGUCUUUCUGACAGACCUGUUCUUCACCUGAGGACAGCUGCUUGCGUUGUGGCCAAAACGUCGUGAGAAUAAUUUUAUUAUGUUUUAUUAUUUAUUAUUCUAUUAUUUCCAUUCUACGUGACUUUACCGAAAGAACCAAGAAGAUGUUCUAUUGUCUGUUGAGAACACCGAUUGGAGCUCCGAUUGUGCCGUAAUUUAAGCCGUUCGGUCGCUCUGUCCGAGAGCGUUGGUGAAUUCCUGCCGAAAAACGCGCUCGCCGUCACGUUUACAUUUGGAGCCGUGCGAAGGGGAACGCGGUCCAUGGUUUUGGAGGUCGUCGUCGCAGUCACACGGUGGAGCGGGUGUGUGGGGGGGGGGGGUACUGAUAGCGACGCAUCGAGAUACUGAGACGGAGGAGACAGAGAGACGCAGACGCAGAAGUCGAGCCGAAGAGAGAAGGGGAGCGCAAGACGCAGAAUACGCAGACGCGACCCUGCGCCAUGAAGUGGGCUCCUCUGCUCCUGGCCGUCAUCCUGAUCGGAGUGGGUGAGUCCCUGGCGGAAAACGAGGAGCAGCGACUUUACAACGACCUCUUCAAAAACUACAACCGCGACGUCCGUCCUACGCACGACAAAGACGUCCCCGUGGACAUCUCUCUGGGGCUCUCGCUCUCCAACCUCAUCUCUCUGAAAGAGGCCGAUGAAACGCUUCUCACCAACGUGUGGAUCGAUCAAACGUGGACCGACUACCGGCUGAGUUGGGACCCCGAGGAAUACGGCGGAAUACUCGAACUCCGCGUUCCGCCGUCUAAAGUGUGGCUGCCCGAAAUCGUCUUGGAGAACAACAUCGAUGGGCAGUACACGAUGGCGCUGUACUGCAACGUAAUACUGGACAGCAGCGGACUUGUGUACUGGCUGCCACCCGCAAUCUACCGCAGCUAUUGCUCCAUCAGCGUCAUCAACUACCCCUUCGACUGGCAGAACUGCACUCUGGUGUUCCGCUCGCUUACGUACAGCGCCCGCGAGAUUAACAUGCAGCUCAAGUUGGAUCAGGAUCAGGAUCCCCCCAACAAGUUCUUUACCGUGGAGUGGAUCGUGACCGAUAAGGAGGCCUUCACGGAAAACGGCGAAUGGGAGAUUGUGCACCUGCCAGCCAAGAAGCACAUUAACAAAGCCUUGUCCAAGGACGACACCAAGUACCAGAACAUCACCUUCUACGUCAUCAUCCAACGCAAGCCGCUCUUUUACGUCAUUAACAUCAUCAUCCCCAUGGUCAUCAUCAGCCUCAUAGCCAGCCUGGCCUACUACCUCCCCUGCGACUGUGGGGAGAAAAUGACUGUGUCCAUCUCAGUGCUGCUCGCUCAGACCGUGUUCCUCUUCCUCGUGGCCCAGAAGCUCCCCGAGACCUCCCUCGAGGUCCCCAUCAUCGCCAAGUACCUGAUGUUCAUAAUGGUGCUCGUCACCAUGGUGGUGCUGAGCUCCGUCGUGGUGCUCAACCUUCACCACCGCUCGCCCAGCACACACCACCUCCAGCCCUGGAUGCGCAAGGUUUUCCUGGAGCGCCUCCCGCAGAUACUGCACAUGUCACAGCCCGAGGACUCGCCGGACUCGGGCGCACCGGGGCUGGGGCCCCGCAGGCGCAGCUCGCUGGGCCUCAUCGCCACGGCGGAGGAGUACGUGCACGUGAAGGCGCGCAGCGAGCUCAUGUUCGAGCGCAUGAGCGAGCGGCACGGCCUCGUCACGCGCCGCACACCCGCCGUGCGGCAGGUGGUGGCGGACGGCGUGGAGCAGCAGGCUGAGCUGCUGCUGCAGAUGCUGAGGCCCGCUGUGCAGGGUGCCCUCGUCAUCGCCCAGCACACGCGCGACAAGAACCUGCACGGAGAGGAGAAGGAGGCGUGGUACCGGGUGGCGCGCACGCUGGACCGCCUGUGCCUCUUCGUGGUGGGGCCCGUCAUGGUGCUGGGCACCAUCACCAUCUUCCUGAGCAGCACCCUGAACCGCUCGCCGGCCGUACCCUUCGAGGGCGAGACGUUCAAUUACACGCCCGCGCAGCGCCGCUACAUCUAGCGGGCGUCAUCGUCAUCGCCGGCGGUGCCUGGCGGCCAGUCACGGCCGGGCAGGAGGGCAGUUUCACGGAGGCCGUGAUGCAUGGAGGGAAAUUUCAGGGCAAUCGUGGGCGACGGUCGAUCCCAAGGCAGACCGCGUGCGCAGUGAGCGACCGUGGCUCCGCUUGGGAAUUCGCAAUUUAUCGUCGUCCCGUGUCCUCCGGUACUCAUAGCCUUGUUCUGUUACGUUUUGUUGCUUGUGGUUUUUGGACAAUCGAGGGCUAUGCUCACCAACCAAGGUAUAUAUAUAUAUGGUUAACAAAAGCAAAAAACUUGGCACGGAAGCCGUUGGCCACAAUUUCUUUGGUGGAUCAUGGCCUAAACUACAGCAACGAUACCAAUGAGAUGGUAAAACCAAUUAGACGAAAGAGAAUCGGAGAUUGACUCGACGAUGAAUUGAAUAGUUGUAGGAGCGCGUCGUUCUGCGGCCGCUCGAGGCCAUGAUCAGCUCACGGAGUUGUCAGGGGUCACUUGAAAGGUAGUCAGUCCUUCGACAUCACGUUCUGACACAGGGAGGAAUACAGUACUAUGUGACAUUCUUAAGUCAUGAGUGAGAGAUGGAUGGAUCAUGUAACGCUAGCAAAUGUGUUUUUUCGCUUGCAUUUAAUUAAUCGUAUUUAAUUAGGAAGCUGCCAGGGCAAAACGCAUUUGCAAAUCUGCAAAUGGUCCUUUUUGCUCUGGUUUGCGUCUCUAGGAUUUGGGCAACGCUUUGAUCUAUUUAGUUAGUUUUUAAUUGCUUAAGUCUGUAAUAGAAACCCAACGUCAUACCAAAGCUGACUUCACAUUGGAUGAUCGUGCCUGCACCGCCCUCCUCUCCCCUGCUCCCCCACGCCGUUACAUACAGACGGACGGACGCACAGAGGUAAUGUAUCAAACACUCUUAAAGUUAGUUGGAAAGUGUGGAAAAAAACAAGAGUGAGGAGAGUGUUUGUCCUUCAUAAUCACAUUUGGUCGGGUCCCCCCCAACCCCCACCCCGUUCCCACCUGUGCAUCUCCGCUUGGCUGAGCACUCAGUGUUUGUGUUGCUGUCAUUGAUUCACGUGGCGUUUCAAUAAGAAAACUCAAACAUCAACAAGAGCUGCCACUUUUCUCACCGCUCUCUUGAGCUCUCUCUCUCGCCGCUUCUCCCCCUCUCUCUCUCCAUCUCUCUCAGCAUCUCACGCAUCCCGGCAUGUGAACUAAGCUACAAGGUUUAAAAAAAAAAUGUUUAACCAGGUAAGCUGAGCUAAAAAGCUCUUUUUCAUAAGCGAACUGACCAAAAAUCAUAGCUCAACGAAGUGGCUUAUCAUGUCGAAAUGUAUAGCAGCCAAAUACCUCUAAACGCACGUUCCUGAAUGUGGAUAGAAAAACUGAAGGACCCAGAGAAAAUCCACACGACUACGCGGAGAGUGAACAUACAAACUCUGAUUAUACAGUCGUCGGGAUCGAACAAAAAAAAUCCUGCAUACCAGGCGAAGUACUUAACAUCUCACCACCGUGGCACCCCUGCUACAAUAUGUUUAUACUCUUAGGUUUUUUCGGUAAAG